AUGCGUUACGUCAAUGAAAUCAAAAACGCCCUUAUCCGAGCGCAAUCUAUCGACGAGACGCCCACUCCUCCGAAGCUCGGCCUGAUGAGAAUGUUCAAGCUCUGGUCAAUCGACCACAUUAAGCACUGCCAUUACGAGCUCGAUCCUGCGAGAUACAUCGAGUUUGAAGCCCCCUUCUACGAGUGGGACGAUUGUAGCGAGGAACAGCGUCUAACACUAAGAGCUGAAAAAAACUAUGGGCACAUCUAUUCACUCUCAGAAGAUGUCUGUCAAAUAGGCAAUCUCAUGCCCCCAGAGUAUCGCAGCACCAAAACUCAUAACUUGGGAACAAGCGACAAGCCGGUAUAUGUCCAGUUCUUUGAUGACAAUUACUUGACUCUCAAGAUCAGCCGCCAGACAGUGUUUUCAAACCAUGAAGGGGAUAUCCCUUGGGAUGCACCGUCGUCUUUUACAUACUAUGGCAUCUGUGAGAGAUAUAUGGUUAAGAAGGCGAGGCAGGAGUACGAGGAGCGGGAAAUGAAGAAGAAAGAGGUGAAGAAUCAGUGA
Messenger RNA from Fusarium redolens, 546 nucleotides. RefSeq lists its product as uncharacterized. The transcript has a single exon. The record is from RefSeq and is a predicted model, not a curated record. Bases 1 to 546 code for a protein of 181 amino acids. Lineage: Eukaryota; Fungi; Ascomycota; Sordariomycetes; Hypocreales; Nectriaceae.